Molecule: messenger RNA, 3220 nt
Organism: Rhineura floridana
Lineage: Eukaryota; Metazoa; Chordata; Lepidosauria; Squamata; Rhineuridae
Gene: HHEX
Product: hematopoietically expressed homeobox
Exons: 4
Coding region: 171-977 (268 amino acids)
Biological process (GO): cell differentiation; regulation of transcription by RNA polymerase II
Molecular function (GO): RNA polymerase II cis-regulatory region sequence-specific DNA binding; DNA-binding transcription factor activity, RNA polymerase II-specific
Source: RefSeq, a predicted model, not a curated record
GAAACGGCUCCGCCCCAGCAGCGCCAUCAGAUUGAAACCUGCCGCCCGGAGGGAAGGUGGGGAGGACCCCCUGAGCGCCCGGUGGAGCAGGGCUGGGAGCGCAGCGGGCGACGGCGCCAGGCCCGGAUCAGGACUGCGGGAAGGCUCCCUUUGGCCGAACAAGGCCAGCCAUGCAGUACCAGCCCCCUGGGCCCGCCGCUCUGUACGCUCCUACCCCGCUGCUGCAGCCGGUGCAUCCCACGCCCUUCUACAUCGAGGACAUCUUGGGCAGGGGGCCCCCGGGGCCGCCCCCCACCCUGCCGUCGCCCAACUCCUCCUUCACUAGCCUGGUGGCCUCCUAUCGGACUCCUAUCUACGAGCCAACGCCGAUCCACCCGGCCUUCUCGCACCACCUGGCCGCUGCCGCCACCUAUGGGACGGGCCCGUACAGCGCGGCAGCCGGAGCCCCCUUCUACCCGUUUCCCCGCGCCGUCGGCGAUUACACGCACGCCCUCAUCCGGCACGACUCUCUGGGGAAGCCGCUGCUCUGGAGCCCCUUCAUGCAGAGGCCGCUGCACAAGCGGAAAGGGGGCCAGGUCCGCUUCUCCAACGACCAGACCAUCGAGCUGGAGAAGAAGUUCGAGACGCAGAAGUACCUCUCCCCGCCCGAGAGGAAGCGCCUGGCCAAGAUGCUCCAGCUCAGCGAGAGGCAGGUUAAAACUUGGUUUCAGAAUCGCCGGGCUAAGUGGCGACGCCUAAAGCAGGAGAAUCCUCAAGUCAGCAAAAAAGAAGAACCUGAAAGUGGGGACACUCACCAGGAUCCAAGACAGGAAGACUGUUUGAGUCCUGAGCAGGAUAAAGAGGCUUCUCCAGGCAGGCCACAGUAUACCCCUUCACCAGCCUCCCAGGAAGAGCUGGAUUCUGACAUCUCAGAUGAUUCAGAUCAAGAGGUGGACAUUGAAGGUGACAAGAGCUAUUUCAAUGGGCCCCAUCAGUAGUGGUCCCCUGAGGAUGGACAUACCCUCCGCUCGCACUUUAAGAGGAGCUGGCUUGACAAAAAUGAUUUUUUUCCCUACAAAAGGAAAAGAUUUCUCCAAUCUGAGGAGAAAAUAUAACUCUAAGUCAGUGUUUUUGUUCAGAUGAUCCACUGAUAAAUGGCACAGAUCUUUUUUUAUUAUUAAAGAAAAUAGCCUAUUUUUGUUGAUACAUUUGUAAAGUGAUAAUAUGUAUAUCCUACUGGGAAUAUAAUACUACAUCUUCUUCAAACUGGCACAUGAAGAUCCUUAGCUGGCUGAGAAAAAACACCAAAGUAGAUGAAAAUGACCCUUUUGAUUUCCCAAGGAGAAUUUCACUUCUAGGACCUUUUGCAAGACAUGUCACAAAUGUAGUGGAAUGCAGAACUGAAACAAAACAUUUUACAUGGGGUCAUGAAGCCUGGGGGAGAGAGGAUAGCAGAUCCCAUCAAGAUCACUUUUUAUUUUCAUCUAUUGAAAACAGUGAUGCAGUUAGGUAAUUUUAGACUGGGCUUAUGUGACCUGCUCUUGAGAUAGCAUUGUAUAUUAUUUCACUUGCUUCAAGUGGUCUUACUGGGGGAUUUUCAGAUGGGAAUGUGUAUCACUUCAAAAGGUGGCAAGCCAGCCCUGCUGCAUUUGAGAGUCCUUCUGCUGAAUGGGGCCCUCGACUUCUGCCUCAAAAUCCUACCCUAACAGCACCACUGUUAUAUAAUGGAUAACCAAAAGUUAUGAUACGUGGACACUGUAUGUAGUGAGCUCUUAAAUAAUAGGAAGUAAUGGUGCAGGAAGGAAUAAUGGUAUGGGCAGGAAGAGAACUCCCUCCUUCUCUAGCAUAUUUUCUACCACAAAAACAGGCUUACUUUUGUCUUGAAUGGUCUAGGUAAUUUUUAAAAUGUUUUUACUACAACCUCUGUGGUGUACUGAUACAUUUAAAUUUACAAACCAAGAACAUAUGCUCUGGAUCUCAAGAUGGUUAAGGCAUAGCUAAUCUGUGUUAACUGAUCCCAUGUAUGCAUACUUGCUCAAGAACAGUGAGGGACCUUUUCAGCCUGAGGGCCAAAUUCACUUCUGGGCAACCUUCUGGGGGCUGCAUGCCAGAGGCAAAAGUGGACGGAACAAUGAAUAUACAUUUUACUGCUGCACGAUAGGCUAGUUUGUACACAUUCUGACACACCCCUCUCCAUCCUCCAUCCGGGAAAGCAAGAGGCAUUAUCAGAAUUCAAGGACACAUUUCAGCCAGGCAAAAACAUGGGAGGAGGGUGCAGAGCAGGGCCACUGAGGAGAGUGGCAUGAGGUGAGGGUGUGUGGCCUUCAUAGACUCUUGAGGGCCAGAUAGAGGGGCCUAGUGGGCCACAUUUGCCCCCCCCCGGCCUGAAAUUCCCCACCCCCGCUCAAGAACAUAAGAGGGUCAGACCACAUUCCACUUUGUCUAGCAUUAUUUGCAAGAAUCUCAGCAAAGAACUGACUCAAGACAGUGUCCUCCUCCCAUUCCAUAUGUAGAAGCUGACUGGACCAGCAGCUGAAUCUUACUUCAACAAUGGCAACAGGACAGUGUCCUCCAGUGCACCUGAGGGCAGCGGGUUAGUUUAGGUGGUGCAUGACAGGCCUGCAGCACACAUAAUUCUGAUCUCUUAUGGAGGGGAGUAGCCGGUGUAUGUGUGUGUGGGCUCAGGAGGAAUGCCCCUGCUGUCUCCCAGAUCUGCUGUCUUAGGCAAGUGACUCACUGAGUGCUAGGGCUUUCCCUGUCCCAGCACUAGGUGAUCCACCAGAAGCAGCCUACUAGAAGAUGGCAACCUCUUGCCCAACACUGUUCUACAGCUUCUUUGCAUCAAGAGAACUUAAACAGUGCAGCUGUAAGCAUGUUUUCUCAGAAGUGAGAUCCAUGAUGUUCAAUGGGGCUUACUCCCUAAUUAGUGUGUUUAAGAUUUCAGCCUAAGACAGAUUUCCUAACUAUGUCAUAUGUAAGUUGUGUGUUUUAUUGCAGUUGUUAAUCUCUCUUUGUUUUACUUCCUCAAAGAUGUGUGUGGCCUGGGACUAAAGAUCACCUGUCUGCCACCUACCCCUGCCUGUUAAUUUUGUAUUUGUGGGGACCUUCUGUGCCUCAUCAGAGCUUAGCUACAGGGUAACAUUUAUCUGUUCAAAAGUAGCUACACGUAAACUGACCUGUGGAUUUUCUGCAUGAAAAUGUUUUACAGAUUUUGCUUUUUAAAAGUGAUCCUUUUACGCUG